This is a messenger RNA of Caenorhabditis angaria, 5770 nucleotides long. NCBI's taxonomy places the organism in Eukaryota, Metazoa, Nematoda, Chromadorea, Rhabditida, Rhabditidae. The record is from the annotation of a GenBank genome assembly.
AUGGUUAACGCAUCAGAAUUGGAGUUAACAUUGGAUCGAGUGCCUGUAGAAUAUCCAGCACUCGUAAAAGAAGCAGUUUUGAAGAUAAAUCGUUCAGAAGUUCCGACAAAUUGUGCAACCCUUAACGAUUCCUAUUGCUGGUUCUUAUCUAAAGGCAAACUUCUGAUCUGGGAAAGAAUAAUCAGAAAUCGCAAUUCAAUUCCAAUCGAGCUAACACUUCCACCAUCAGGAUUAUUAUUAUCAACAAAAUGUGUAGUGAUUUAUGAAGUUCCCUCUGCAAAAUCCAGCAAAAAUCCACCAGCAGUUCUUGCGAUUUCCCCAGAAGGUGUUCUUCGUCACUGGCCAUCAAUAAAAUCACAAACUUUCUCGGAGAAAAUCUUGGAUUUAGGAAGUGAAGUUGUUCUUCGUGUAGAACUUGUGGACCGCCCAACUUUUGAGAAAAACGCAAAUUUCAUACUUACCACAACUUCGGGGAGUGUCUAUUUUAUCAGUGGAGGAAAUUUGGAAGCUCACAAAGUUGCUGGAAAAGAGGCACAUGGUAUAAAACGUCGAAUUUCUUCAAUAAUCUUUGGCGGGCUAUCAAAAGAAGUAUCAUUGGUCCGAAACAGUAUUCUUAUUCGAGAAAAUAAUCGGGAUAUAACUCCUCUAAGUAUUUGUAUUUCUCCUGAUUAUCUCACAGUUUAUGAUAUCUCAACAGGAACUGAAGUUUGGACUCUAAAAUCAUCCGAUUUUUUCCAAAACUUUGCGGUAAAUUAUAUCGAAUCUGAUGGAAACACAGCUAGAAAUGUUCGAACUCAAUUAGUUGAUGUGGCUGAAUUUCGAAAUGGUUUUGAUGGUUUUAAUAGCAGCAAGUCAUGAAGAUGCAAAUACCUUCGGAUUAUAUUUGAUCUAUAUUUCUGGAAAUUGGCGACAAGAAAUACCAUUAGAUUCAUCGUGGUCUUGUCGUGUUCCACUUCCAGAAGCUCGCGCAUUGUUUUUGAAAUCCAACGAUUCAAUUUUGUCCAAUUUAACACUUUCGAUUCCCGAAAGAACUGCUGAAUCGAAAACUUCGGAAAGAACUGAUGGAAUUAUGAUAAUUAAUCCGUUUUUUGUGCAAACUAUGUAUGUUCCGGAUGAUUUGGAGAAUUUAGAAGCUUGGAAAUUGACAUUGUGUAAAUCGAUUAGUUUACCGGCUAAUGAUCAAUUAAUUGGUGUUGGUGAGUGUUUUGGGGGCGAGGGUGAAAUCAAAAUCAAGUGAAAAUCGUGAUUUUCUGUCACUAAAAUCCUUGCCUAGCUGAAAAUUCACAAAAAUUUUGAUUUUUUUACUCAAAAAACCAUUGUUGGGGUGUUAGUUUUUAAUUUUCCACCUGAAAAUCACUGGAAAAUAUUUAUUCCUCAUUUUUCAGCCACAUGCAAACAAUAUUGCUACAUUAUGUUACUAAAUUCGGGCGUUGCAACAAUUCGUCUUCUUCCAAAAGGAUUUAGCGGAACUCAAUCUGAUUUUACCACAACAACAACAUCAACGAAUCUCGAAAAUCACCAAAGUUCUCCAAAAACUUCCGGACCCGAAGAUUGGGGAAUUCUAUCGGAGAUUUUAUCAGAAAUGGUUGCCACAGGUCUCCCAAAAACUGUCCAAUUAAAAACUUUGAACAAAGCAUUUGAGCUUUUCGGCGAAAAAGAUAUGGUGAAAUCGAAUUUGGAAUUGACGAAAAUGGUGGAAAAAGUGAGGAAUAAUGGAGAGUUUGCGGCGAUUGUUGAACAAUAUUUGUAUGCGAUUAUUGAUUAUACGGAUGCAGCAAAUACGGUUGAAACUGAAUUGAAUGCUAAACAGAUUUUGACAUCGAGAAUGUUGCUGUUUUUGAAACAUAUGGGAGUUUUUGAGAGGGUUUUGACGGCGAAAAUUAUUGGUGAAGAAGGAGAAGAGAGAAAUGGAGCAGCUGUUUUGGGAGAGGUAACAGAAGGUUUUGGGGUGGGAAAUGCUGAAAAUUAUAAAACUGAUUCACCAACAAAAAAAGAUCAAUUGACGAAAAGUCAAAAUCUAGAAAAUUUACUGUUUCAAAAUUUCUUGAAAUAAAUAAUCUUGAACAUUUUCAUUGAUAAAAUCUUUCAACCAUCUGCAAAAUGCACAAAAUACCCUGAAAUUAAUUUCAGAUAAAUGAACGUGUCGCAGCUUCAUCAUCAAUCUGGAAAUGGAGAAAUAUCGAUAAUACAAAUGCAAAAUUAUUCGAUUUAAUCAUGGAAAAAGCGCUGAGAAGUGUUCCCGAAUGCAUCGAAAUUGGCUUGUCAGAUCGAGACUCGUUUUUCGGAAAAUGUGCAUUUGUUCACACAAUUCCACAAGUUGCACUAAAUCAGUUGACGGCAAUUUUAGCGCGAGAAAAUGGCGCCAAAUUUGAGCAUUUUAAUGCGAUUUGUGAACUGUUUAUUGCGAUUAAAGAAGGAAUAUUGGCGUGGAGAAGGUGAGGAGUUUUGGGGGUGAAAAAUAUGGGGAAAACAAUUUAUUGGCUGAAAAAUCUUGAAGUUUUCCUCACAAAAUAUAAAUUCAAAUAAUUUUUGUGUAAAAAAAUCACGAAUUUUUGAAAAUUCCAAUUUUUUAAAAUAAUUCAAAAUUAUCAAACAAAUAUCAUUUUUCAGUCUAGAUUUUCAACGUGAAAAAGUAGUAAAAUUUAUAACCUGAAAAAUGCGGGAAAAAAUACGUUUCAAUAUAUUUUUAUGAGUUUUGUAGCGAAGUCAAAAAAUAGUGGUUGAAUUUCCCUCUGAGCUCAAAAAAUACUCGAAAAUUUCUCACAUUUGCUCUAAAUUUCACCUUAACUUCCUCAUUUUUUCAGAUCCAAAUGCUCAAUUCCAAAAUCGAAAAACUGGUGGACAAUUCAAUCAAUUCUUCCAAGUUAUCUCGAAAUUUCGCAAAAACUUCGAGACGAAUUAAAAGAUGCAAAAUGUUCGGAAAGUGAAAGAUCUCGAUUAUAUUCAUAUAUUUUAUCGAUUUAUGAUUUUUAUUUGGGAGAAAUUGAUUGGCAACCAAAUGCUGAUCAAAUAUUGAUGGAUAUUAUUUUAUUGGGAAAAGUAUCGGAUGGAUUGGCGUUGGCUGAAAAACACAAAGAUUUUGGAGUGUUGGUGAAAAUUACGUUGAAAUCUGAUCGAAAUACGAGACAAGUUACGCUAAAUCGAUUGAAGAAGUUGUUUGAGUUGGAUGAUUUUGAAAUGUAUUUGUGUGAAUAUUUGAAAACUCAUGGUUCGUUUUUUUGGGGUGGGGGUUUUUAAGAAAAAUGUCUCCUAAAAAUGUCUUCUGUUUCAAAAAAUAUUGAAACUGAAACGCUUUUUGUUGAAAGUAAUGAAAGUUUUCAUAACUUUUCAAAAUUUCAAAUUUACAGAAAGUAACCCAUCUGAUGAAAAAUGUUGAACAUUUUCAUAAAAUACAAUAUUUCCUUAAUUUUUGAGCGGAAAUUUGAGUUUCCAAUCAAAAAUUGACAACGAAUUUUUGAAAGUUGACUAUUUCAAAAUUUUUAGAAAUUUGGUGAAAUUGAAAAAAUUCUACCUGAACUUUGCAGGUCUAAAUGAUGUGCUCCUCGAACAACGUGGUGAACGUGUCGACGCAUAUCUCGACAAUUUCAAAGAACUCCGAUUUUCCCGUGAAAUUUCGAAUAAACAAUAUUCAAAAGCCGCUUAUACAUUAAUGAGUUUGGCCGACAACGAAACUAAGUCUUUCAAAAAAUUCACAGAUUAUUUGAUGCGUGCCUAUUUCUGUGCAAAAGCCGCGAAUCCGGGAGAUCAGGGUGUUCAAGAAGUUUUGCAGUUCUAUAAAAAGCGGCUGCCCGAAUUGAAACAUCGAAAAACAAUUCCGCCGAGUGUUUUUGCGGCGGCUCAUGGAAAUGAUUAUGAUGUUAUGAUGUCGGUUGAGGAAAUGUUGGAAUGGAAUAUGACAUUGCAAGAUGAUCAAAUUGAUGGAUAUAUGAGAGCAUUGCAUUUGUUGGCGGAUUUGAUUGCGGUUGAAGAAACUGGAGAACAGGAAAUGGUUUUGAGAGGUUAGAGAGGGAGAUUUGAAACAUUUCGAGACUAAAUAUGAUUGGGUCUGAAAGAUUAUUCGCGCAGCGGCCACGUGGAAUUAUACGGAAGAUUUGCCACCUCAUAGAAAUCCACAAAAUUCUUCACGGAAUUUCUUUUUAAUAAAAAUGGGGAUUUUCAGACGAGCUCUUAGAAAAAUUCAAAACUUUCUUCUCUCUGAAAACAUGGAAAAUGUGCAUUUUCCCACCGGGAAGCCUCUAUUUUUCUUUCAGAAAUCACUGAUUUUUAAUCGCGGAAGUGAUUUUUCAUAUAAAAACUGGUUUUUUUCGGUGAAAAAAGUUGCUGUUUCAAAAUUAUUUUCUGUGUUUAUCAAUCUAGAUUCAAUUUAUUGGAUUUGAUACGGGUGUUUUAGAAAAAUUUCAGUAAUUUUUCAAAAAUAGAUCUUUUUGUAGAACGAGUUGAUUCGAUUUGGCAACAAUUAUUGGAUUCAGAAGAAUGGAAUCGAGUUAAAAUUCGAGAAGAUAUUGAAAAUAAGACGAAUUUCGGACAAUUGUGCACAGCGCUGAUAUCGAGUUUUUCGCAUGAAAGUGAGUUGGCACUAAGUUGAACUGGGAAAUUUUGGGGAUUUUUUGAACUAAAAAGUAGAGAAAACUUCGUAAUAAUCUAGUUUUCAGAUAAUUUUUUUGAAAUUUAUCAUCUCCAGUUGAAAAUAUCUUCUAAAAUCCCUUUUUUUGUUGCAGAAGGCAGCAGUUUUCCGAAAUGGAUGCCGAACGAGCGACUUACGAUAAUUCCUCGAAAUUUUGAUGAUAUUUUGGCGAAAUGUGAAUUUGAUAUGGAUGGAAAACACGGUGCUUGGAUUAAAGCGCACAUGAAAUUUGUUGGAGGAGAAUUGAGAAAACAGGCCGAUUUACCAGAGGUUUGUGUUGAGGGUUUUAUGGGAAAGAUUUAUUUAUUUUUGUAAAACUGAUUUUUGAAUACAAAAUCCCUGAAAAUGUUCCGUUUUGUUCUUGUUCAUAAUUUUUGUUCUUCAAAAAAUUUCACUGUAUCAAAAAAAUUAUGAUUUUUGAUUAUUUUCAAUUUUUUUGAUUAAUAAUCGAUUAUUGAUUUAUAUCAAUCAAGCUUCUCAAAUUUUCAUGGAAAUUUACCUCGAGCAAUGUGAAUUUUUAAUUUCAAAAUUUGAUAACCAUUCUUUUUCAUAUGAAAAAAUCUCACUGUUUCAAUUGAAAUUGAUGAAGUUUUGCAGGGUUUAUCAGUUUGAAAAACUCAUUUUGUUUUUUAAUUGUGGACUUUUCAACUCUAGUUUUCACGUGAAAAAAGUUGCUUGACAGAAGUUUGGAAUUUUUUAAUUCUAGAAAAUCUCACUGUUUCAGGAAGUUUUAUAAGUGUUGAACAUUUUUGAUCAGUUGUUAUCCAAUUCAACUUUUCCUAAUCCAAGAGUAUCCAACUACAAACCACAAUUUUUGCACAAUAAACCGUUUCUAAAAAAUUACUUUGCUUUUCGGAACCAAAACUCAUGAAAAUAUAGUUUACGAAAAUUAUUAUGAAAAAUCUCACUGUUUCAAAAAAUUUAUGAGUUUUAAUGUGUUUUUGAAAUAUGUUAUCACGGGGCGAAGAUUCACAACUUAAUCAAAAAUUAUCAAUUAAUCUGAAAAAAUCAAUUUUUUAUUUUCAGGAAGCAUUUUAUCAUCCAGACAGUGUGAAUACCGGGUCAACAUCAUCGGCUGUUUUGAAUUGGUUCAAACCAAUGAUGGAAUUGCGAGAACAAAGAUGGGCGAAUUCAAUCGAAGCCUAA